Triticum urartu is the source of this 441-nucleotide messenger RNA. The record is from RefSeq and is a predicted model, not a curated record. Lineage: Eukaryota; Viridiplantae; Streptophyta; Magnoliopsida; Poales; Poaceae.
AUGGAAGCCAAAGUCUUCAAGGCGAUGCUUCACUUCAUCUACGCCGACUCCUUGCCAGAGGCUGACAAGGACGAAAUCGUGGGGAUGGCACAACAUCUACUUGUCGCCGCGGAUAGGUAUAACCUCCAGAGGCUAAAGUUGAUGUGCGAAGAGACGUUGUGCAAGUCCAUCAACAAAGACACCGCGGCGACUACAUUGGCCUUGGCUGAACAGCAUGGUUGUGAUGGUCUUAAGAAGGCAUGCUUCGAGUUCCUCGCUUCUGUUGACAACCUCAAGGCAGUCAUGGCAAGUGAUGGCUUUGCACAUUUGAAGAGCAGCUGUCCCUCCAUCCUGGAGGAAUCUUUGGCAAUUUCCGGAUCAAUCUCGGUCUCACCGAUUGGUUUGCUUCGGUCCCACCGAGUGAACGUGGUCAACUUUCUGUUGCAUACGAACUCGGAUUAA